This is a messenger RNA of Photinus pyralis (common eastern firefly), 777 nucleotides long. RefSeq lists its product as uncharacterized. The record is from RefSeq and is a predicted model, not a curated record. NCBI's taxonomy places the organism in Eukaryota, Metazoa, Arthropoda, Insecta, Coleoptera, Lampyridae. The coding region runs from base 1 to 777 and encodes 258 amino acids. The transcript has a single exon. Gene Ontology annotation, biological process: DNA integration. Gene Ontology annotation, molecular function: nucleic acid binding.
AUGUCAACUGAAUGCUUUUUUGGAUGCCUCAAACGAUUUAUUGGUAGACGUGGUAUUCCUACUCAUAUAUACUCGGAUAAUGCGUCAACAUUUCGAGGCGCAAAUAACGAAUUAAAUGAAUUGGGUCAAUUUGUAACUAAUAACCAAAAUUCAAUAUUGACUUAUGCAACUAACUUUAAUAUCAGCUGGCAUUAUAUCCCCCCUUAUAGUCCAAAUUUUGGAGGGCUGUGGGAAGCAGCGGUUAAAAGCAUGAAGUUUCAUUUGAAACGAGUAAUGAACACUUCCGUUUUAACUUUUGAAGAAUUCUCCACUCUGUUAACUCAAAUUGAGAGCAUUUUAAAUUCAAGACCUUUAAGUUCAAUGUCUAACGAUCCUAAUGAUCUCGAACCCAUCACACCUGCCCAUUUCUUAAUUGGACGACCAAUUACCGCUGUUCCGACACCCGGAAUCGAAAGUAUACCACAAAACAGACUGUCUCGGUGGCAAUACGUACAACAGCUGCGUCAACAUUUUUGGACCCGUUUUUCCAAAGAAUAUAUUCAUCAAUUACAUCAAACUUACAAGUGGAAAACCGGCUCAGGCCAACAAUUACAUAUCGACAGUUUAGUGCUGAUUCAGGAUAAACACCAACCGCCCAACAAAUGGGCAUUAGGAAGAAUAUCGAAGUUAAUACGUGGCCCAGAUGACGUACCUCGAGUAGCAGAAAUCACCACAUCACACGGACUCAUCAAAAGGUCUACACGACACUUGUGCCCAUUACCAGUUGUAGCCGAUUAG